Messenger RNA from Zychaea mexicana, 630 nucleotides. RefSeq lists its product as uncharacterized. Lineage: Eukaryota; Fungi; Mucoromycota; Mucoromycetes; Mucorales; Lichtheimiaceae. The coding region runs from base 78 to 377 and encodes 99 amino acids. The record is from RefSeq and is a predicted model, not a curated record. The transcript is spliced from 3 exons.
CUUAUCAAUCAUUUACGGUAGAUAAGAAUUUUUGGUUAGCAAGGACACACAUCAUCUUCUGAACUAUUUAGGCAUUAAUGCAAGCACCCAAAGCGAAUUGUUGGAGAGCGCGAGAAACAAUGCUAAGGCCCUCCUUUCAGUCAACCAAACAGAAGGUUUGCUUUGCUAUCUGCGUACUAUAUGCGAAAUCAAUAUAUUCACUUUACGACAAUACACUUCUGAUUCUGAAACAUUUACUCUAUGUAUCAAAUCACUGCUGUUGCUAUAGGAGUUAUGUUGUGUAUAAUGAUAAUAUCAGCACUGAUCGUAAUAUGUAUGCUCACUCGUCGUCAGCUCUUUCAUUUCGAAUAUACAUAUCCCUGAUCUUAUAUGUAUAACAUUUUUGUGUGAUACGUCGGGUCCAACUACUUCACCGGCUUUCGCAUUUAUCGUUGCUGCAAUAUAUAUCGACUUGUUUGACAUUUUCUAUAAUAUACAACAGGCUCGCAGAUAAACCGGGCUCCACAAUGUAAAUAGAAGGAGGUUGCUACAUACGAGCACAAAAAUUUAGGACACGGCAUCUUGUUGGCGAACUGCAGAAUGUACAGUAUAAAGCUCCAAGUUUUGAUUGAUACCAAUGAUGGCCGCAGG